CUCCCCUCCUCCCCUCUACCAACCAAAGCGAAGCGACCCUCCCCUUCCAUCCUCCCUCCUCCGGCCACCGCGGCGAGAGGUUCCCGAUGGCGCCAACGGUGGAGAUCAGCCACCUCUCCUUCACCUACCCGGGCAUCGACGGCCGCCCGCCGCCCGGCGCGCCGCCGCUCAUCGAGGACGUCUGCUUCUCCCUCGACGCCGGCCACCGCUGCCUCCUCCUCGGCUCCAACGGCGCGGGUAAGACGACGAUACUGAAGAUACUUGGCGGGAAGCACAUGGUGGAUCCGAGCAUGGUGCGGGUCCUGGGCAGGUCGGCCUUCCACGACACGGCGCUCACCUCCUCCGGCGACCUCUGUUACCUAGGUGGCGAGUGGAGGCGCGACGUUGCCUUUGCGGGCUACCAGGUAAACAUACAGAUGGACAUCUCAGCAGAGAAGAUGAUAUUUGGUGUUGCUGGCGUUGAUCCUCAAAGGAGAGAUGGGCUUAUCAAGAUAUUGGAUAUUGAUCUUGCCUGGCGCAUGCAUAAGGCAUCCGAUGGUCAAAGGAGACGAGUCCAAAUUUGCAUGGGGCUUCUCAAGCCAUUCAAGGUUCUUCUUCUUGAUGAGAUCACAGUCGACCUGGAUGUGUUGGCCAGAGCAAAUCUAUUGACAUAUCUAAAGAAGGAAUGCGAAGAACGGAGUGCUACAAUCAUCUAUGCUACACAUAUUUUUGACGGACUUGAUGAUUGGCCAACACACAUUGUGUACAUUGCCCAUGGGAAGUUGCAACUAGCACUCCCUUUAGAAAAGGUGAAAGAAAUGAGCCAGUUAUCUCUCAUGAGAACAGUGGAAAGUUGGUUGAGGAAAGAGAGAGACGAGGACAGGCGGAGAAGAAAGGAGCGGAAGGAGAAGGGCCUCCCAGAAUUUGACAAGUUUACUGAGGGGAGCCGGGUUAUAGGUGAUCCCGUUGCCAGAGCGGUGAACAAUGGGUGGGCAGCAGGAAGGCUCGCCUCAACGGUCGCUGGUGAAGAGAACUUCAUUUUCAGCUCUAACAGCGUUCUUAGGCAAUAAACUUAUCCUGUAAUUUGGCUUUCUAUUGAUGAAUAACGAUCCUAUAGAUCAUACCACACCACAAAACAACACAACACAACACAGGAGUUUGGCCAGGAACAUGCUAACAGCAACGUUCUUGUGUGUACACACAGAGAGAACUGAGAUUAUUACAAAUAUUUUUCCUUGUAUGUAUAUGACUCGUAAUUUCGGUUCCAUGAUCUGAUACUAGUUGCCGCGUAAGUCAGUUUAUUGUAUAUCUGAUUUAUUUUCCUUGAUAAUGUGCAUAUACCCAUUAUUUAUAUUU
This is a messenger RNA of Oryza brachyantha (malo sina), 1335 nucleotides long. RefSeq names its product ABC transporter I family member 20. The coding region runs from base 87 to 1049 and encodes 320 amino acids. The record is from RefSeq and is a predicted model, not a curated record. The transcript has 7 exons. Gene Ontology annotation, molecular function: ATP hydrolysis activity; ATP binding. NCBI's taxonomy places the organism in Eukaryota, Viridiplantae, Streptophyta, Magnoliopsida, Poales, Poaceae.